Messenger RNA from Solea senegalensis (Senegalese sole), 2740 nucleotides. RefSeq names its product proteasome activator subunit 3 interacting protein 1 (gene psme3ip1). Bases 83 to 931 code for a protein of 282 amino acids. Gene Ontology annotation, cellular component: nucleus. The transcript is spliced from 7 exons. The record is from RefSeq and is a predicted model, not a curated record. NCBI's taxonomy places the organism in Eukaryota, Metazoa, Chordata, Actinopteri, Pleuronectiformes, Soleidae.
CAAAAACAUCCGUCACGAGCCGGUUUUACUGUAACACAAAACGUCAUUGAUCCGGAGCUGUAAUAUUACACCGACUGUUGAAAUGGAAGGGGGAGGGACAGCGGGCGUCGACCUCAGCAGGAAGUUUGUGACCGAAGCGGAGCUCGAUGAGAAGAGGAAGCAAAGGCAGGAGGAGUGGGAGAAAGUCAGGAAACCUGACGACCCAGAGGAGGCACCAGAGGAGGCGUAUGACCCGCGUUCUCUCUUUGAGCGACUACAGGAGCAGAAAGACAAGAAGCAGGAGGAAUUUGAGGAGCAGUUCAAAUUCAAGAACAUGGUGAGAGGAUUGGACGACGAUGAGACCAGCUUCCUGGACGAGGUCUCCCGGCAACAGUGCCUCGUGGAGAAGCAACGCAGGGACGAGGAGAAGCAGGAACUGCUGGAAUACAGAAGCGCUGUCGUGAAGCAAGCGUCCACUGAAAGCCGCAAAGAGCCUGAGAAGAAGGCGGCGCCAAAACAUUCAGGUUCAGAGCAGAGGACGAGUCACCUGUCUCAGGCCCAUCUAUUGGUCGGAGCCGUCAAGAGACGGAAUUCCUCCCAGUCGUCAGACGGCAGUAAGAAACAGAAGGUGGAAGUCACAUCGGAAACAGGAAAUGGAGACAGACACACAGAGCAGGAGCGAGGAGGAGGAGCAGGAGGAGGAGGAAGAAGAGGAUCAGGGGGAGCUGAAGAUCAGCAGACAGUCCCCAGCCUCACGGCGAAGACCACCUCGGCUCCCCUGACCUCCAGUGAGGGCGUGGUUCACCUGCCGGCAGCAGCCGUGUGCGUCGGCGUUUUACCAGGACUGUGCGUUUAUUCCAGCAGCAGCGACUCUGACAGCAGCUCGGACAGCGAAGGUAGCGUGGACGCAAUCCUGUUGCCGUAUCCCCGGCACAGCAGGGCUUACAGAUAGACACACACACACAUACACGGCCUCUGAAGCAUGUUUACCCGACAUUAAAAUGGUUUUUCAGCGGUCAGGAUCGAUAACGUCACACAGGAUAAACAUGUACACAAACAGACUAACGAUAAGAAAGUUUCAUGCCGUGAUCAUUUUUCCCCCCUCAAAAUCACAACGUCGCAAUUAAAAUGGUUCCAAAAUUGUGUUAAUGUACAAACAAACGGCAAGAAAUAACAGCAACGUUAAGUAUAAUCAUUAUUAUUAUUAUUAUUAUUAAUUACAAAAGCAGAUGUAUAUAUUAAAUGUCGUUACCGGGGUGAAGACAAAUUAUUCUUACCGUUACUGUUCUGACGAAAACGAGUCACUUGCGUCAAUUGUUUUGGGAGAAAUAUCUAAUAGCGACAUUUCUAGUUUUUGGCUUGUGAUAUUUUCUUUGAUAUGAAAUGUAACAGCUUCAUUGGGGGUUGCAUGAUUUGGGAUUUUAAAAUGAACAUUUAAAUGUUUUCGCAUACUCAUGUUGCAGCAGAUUUAAACAUAAAUAACAGCUGUAGAGGGCGUCAGCUAAGAAGUCAAGAAGGAUUGUGUUUACGCGUUUACCGACGUCCGAUAAUAUCGUGCGAAUCAGAAUUGUACUUAAAGAUAUGAAUUAACAUGUAAUUGAUUUGUUAAUCAAGUCGUCUUACAUUGAAUUUUUCAGCUUGUGUGUCAAAAUCACGUGAUGCGUUUUUCGCGAUAACCAGUCGUUAUCAUCUCAAAUUGCGAUUUUCCUAUUUGAUAUGAAUUCAUUUUGCGGCCCUGCAUAGCGUAGGAGUUGCAAUAAUAAAAUCGUGUGAGAUUUUUAACGUCACAGACUUUAUGCUUUAUCUGUACGACACAUCUACUUCCGCGUGUGUACGUUAAACAAAACGAUGACAGCAGACCGUCUAAGUUAAACCACGAUGACGUUGAAUCAUCUUCUCUUUUAAAAAUACGCAAGCUUCGAUCUAGAAUUGCACAAACAUGAACCCGUGGAAAAUAGACACGAUGGUGAACGCGUAGUAAGGACGCAGACUCCCCCUUGUGGCACUUCAAAAUAACCGCAUUGGCGAACUAGAUCAGUUCAGUUUCUAAGUACAGUUAUUCCCCAUUUUACACUACAUGCUAGUUCUUUUUAGCACGUACGUCGUCACACAAACACUAACACACACUGAGCUUUUCCCGUUGUUUUCACAGCUGUGAGUUGACCUGUCGUUCAGCCCAGUAAUUUCAUCGUAAAGAAAAAGAAAAAUCUAAAAAAUUUCAACUAAAUCUGUGUAUUUAUUAUGAUUAUUAUUAUUUGUUGUGUUUUGAAUUUCUAUUGUGGCACUCAACCAUGACACCUUCCACCCUUCCUUCCUUCCUUCCUUCCUCUCCUUCCCUCAAUCACAUCUCACGCAGUUUAAGGCGAGCGACCAAUCCCGCGCUGCCUACCCUGACGACAUCCUGCCCCCCCUCCCUUCACUUCCCCCCAUCCCAACACAAGCCACAGCGACUGCAAGCUGUGCUAUUGGCUGAGGGAACAGUGAUUGACAGCUGUGGAGCAAGGACGAGACCGCGCUAAUAGACUGUGUCACAUGACUCACACCCUUUUUUUUAAGCAAUGUGCAGCAGAGGAGCGAGCGGGAUUUGGGCUACAUAAAGAGUUUGAAUGGUUUGAAAAAAUGUUGUGUGUUCUUUGUUUAUUUGUGUGUGUGCGAUGUGAUGCGUCGUUUGUUUUUCAAAGUAAGAUCAUGCUGGAAAGAUGCUGGACUGUUCUUUUUCUGCCGAGUCUGAGCAGUGAAAUAAAGAGCUUUUCCCCUUGUA